AUGUCCUUUUUCCAAUCCUCUGUCAACCCAGAUGCCGAGCGCAUCAUGCACACAUUCCUUGCCCUCGUCAUUGAGCUCGACCAGCUCUCAGCGAUCAUUCCGGAGGAGGACACUCCCUUCCUCGACAAGGAAGUUUGGUGCCGUGACUGGUCCAAAUUUUUCGAUAACUUCUCCUCUUGCCAGAAGGAGGCAAAGGAGAAGGGCGUGACUCUCCUGAUGUCUGGCGAGAUUGCUGCAAAGGGCGAUGCCUGCAUUGCCGCCCUUCCGAAGGUUCAGGACGCGGUUCGUUUGAUGAAGGAGGAGGCCGCCAAGCAGGCCGAGGCGAAGGCUGCGGAGGAGGAACGGGUUAGGCUCGCGGAGGAGGAACAGAGGAGGUUGGCAAGCGAGGAAGCGGCGAGGAAGGUUGCCAAGGAGGAGACUACGGCACCAGAUGAGGAAGAGAAGGAGUCGUCCGAGGAGGAGGAGGAGGAGGAGGAGGAAGGUGACACGGAAGCAUCGGGCGAUCAGUAUGUUCGUCCUAGGACGGGUCACAUGUCGACCAAAUCUACGCUGGCAAUCCGGUACUCUAAGCGGUGUGCUCGCUGCGAGUGGCAGAAUUCCGCCUGCUUUGGUUUGGCGGGCCAGAGCUGCCAAGCGUGCAAGAGAGUGCACGUCCGGUGCGAGUACAGCACCACUCCACCUAAAGGCAAGAAGGCUGUGGCGGCAACUCCGGCGCUGGUCGCUGGGCCUUCUCGCCCCUGCAGCUGUUCCAGGUGGCGCGGGCCAUCUCUAUUUCGGAGGACGAUCGCAUUGCAGCCUCACCCAGUCGCAAGAGGCUUGAAGAGGAAAGCCAUGGAAGCAUUGGAGGAGGAGGUGGAGACUUUGGAUGAGGUGGACGAGGCUUUGCAGAAGCAGUUCAAGGUGAUGGAGGCUAAGUGUGUUCAGGCAGAGGGGAUAGCGAGGGAGAUGUGGAUCGGCAUGGACCUUAUUGCUAGGAUGAUCGCGAAGCGGCGCCGCAUGCACAAAUAA
This is a messenger RNA of Suillus bovinus, 1008 nucleotides long. RefSeq lists its product as uncharacterized. NCBI's taxonomy places the organism in Eukaryota, Fungi, Basidiomycota, Agaricomycetes, Boletales, Suillaceae. The transcript is spliced from 4 exons. The coding region runs from base 1 to 1008 and encodes 335 amino acids. The record is from RefSeq and is a predicted model, not a curated record.